AUGGUUCUACUCCUCUUAGUAGUGCACAACAACAGCUCAGACCCAGCAAUGGUACAUCUCCUCUUAGUAGUGCACAACAACAGCUCAGACCCAGCAAUGGUACAUCUCCUCUUAGUAGUGCACAACAACAGCUCAGACCCAGCAAUGGAAUUCCAAGAUGAGGAAGAAGAAAUCGAUAAUAAAGAUGGUAAAAAAAAGAAGGAGGGACAAAGUGAAGAAUAUGAAGGUGGAUAUGAAGAAGAAUAUGAAAUAAAUUAUGAAGAAGAUAAUGAUGAAUAA
Trichomonas vaginalis G3 is the source of this 279-nucleotide messenger RNA. RefSeq lists its product as uncharacterized. The record is from RefSeq and is a predicted model, not a curated record. The coding region runs from base 1 to 279 and encodes 92 amino acids. The transcript has a single exon. Lineage: Eukaryota; Parabasalia; Trichomonadida; Trichomonadidae.